AUGUUGAUGGUCAAUAACACCACCUCAUCCUCCUCCAGCUUCUUCCUCACGGCUUUCCCUGGGCUGGAACUGGCUCACAUCUGGAUCUCCAUUCCCGUCUGUUGCCUCUACACCAUUGCCCUGGUGGGAAACAGCAUGAUCGUGCUGGUAGUUAUCGUUGAGCGCAGUCUUCACAAGCCCAUGUACUAUUUCCUCUCCAUGCUCUCGGCUGUUGACCUCUGCCUGACCAUCACGACCCUUCCCACGGUGCUGGGCGUUCUCUGGUUCCAUGCCAGGGAGAUCAGCAUCAAAGCGUGCCGAGUUCAGAUGUUCUUUGUGCAUGGCUUCUCCUUCCUGGAGUCAUCCGUGCUGGUCGCCAUGGCCUUUGACCGCUACAUGGCCAUCUGUAACCCCCUGAAGUAUGCCGUUGUCCUCACAGACAUGAUGAGCCUGGUGAUGGGACUCACCAUCCUGAUACGGCAGGUCAUUUUCAUGUUUCCUUGCGUUUUGGCCGUGAAUAUGGUGUCUUUCCAGGGAGGCCAAGAGCUCUCCCAUCCAUUUUGCUUCCACCCAGACCUGAUCAAAUUUACCUAUACCAAUCCCUGGAUCAGCAACUUUUGGGGAAUGUUUCUUCAGUUCUACCUGAAUGGCACUGACUUACUAUUCAUUCUCUUCUCCUAUGUCCUGAUCCUCCGGACGGUUCUGAGCCUCGUGGCCCCUAAGAAGCAACAGAAAGCCCUCAGCACCUGUGUCUGCCACAUCUGUGCCGUGACUGUCUUCUACGUGCCCAUGAUCAGCCUGUCUUUAGCCCACCGUCUGUUCAGCUCCACUCCCAGGGUGAUCUGCAGUGUGCUGGCCAACAUUUACCUGCUCUUACCUCCUGUACUGAACCCCAUCAUUUAUAGCUUGAAGACCAAGGUGAUCCGCAGGGCCAUCUUUCAGCUGUUCCAAUUCAAGGGUUCACGGAACUCUAGUAUGAGGAGUCUUAGAGGAAGGUGA
This is a messenger RNA of Perognathus longimembris pacificus (Pacific pocket mouse), 978 nucleotides long. RefSeq names its product olfactory receptor 51T1. The coding region runs from base 1 to 978 and encodes 325 amino acids. Lineage: Eukaryota; Metazoa; Chordata; Mammalia; Rodentia; Heteromyidae. Gene Ontology annotation, biological process: G protein-coupled receptor signaling pathway. The record is from RefSeq and is a predicted model, not a curated record. Gene Ontology annotation, molecular function: olfactory receptor activity; G protein-coupled receptor activity. The transcript has a single exon. Gene Ontology annotation, cellular component: membrane.